AUGUUGCGCUGGUACCAGAGCAAAUUGGCCAAGAACCCCAUCCUCACAGCCAGCAUCACCAGCGCGGUGUUGUUCGGCAGUGGGGAUGUCCUCGCUCAGCAGGCCGUCGACCGGAAAGGUCUAGAGAAGCACGACUUUGCUCGCACCGGGCGCAUGGCACUCUAUGGCGGAGCGAUCUUCGGUCCCGCCGCCACAACCUGGUACGGUAUCCUCCAGCGUCACGUCGUCCUGAGAGGCACCAAGGCCACCACCGUCGCCCGAGUCGCUGCCGACCAGGUUGUGUUUGCCCCCAUCCAGCUCACUUGUUUCCUUUCGUCCAUGGCCAUUCUGGAGGGAACCGAUCCACUAGAGAAGUUGCAGAAUGCUUGGAUCCCUAGCUACAGGGCCAAUCUGAUGGUUUGGCCGUUUGUCCAAGGGGUCAAUUUCACUUUUGUGCCUUUGGAACUCCGAGUGUUGGUGGUCAAUGUGGUCAGCUUAGGCUGGAACUGCUUCCUCAGUUUAUUGAACAGUGGUGAAGAGUAA
Molecule: messenger RNA, 522 nt
Organism: Penicillium macrosclerotiorum
Lineage: Eukaryota; Fungi; Ascomycota; Eurotiomycetes; Eurotiales; Aspergillaceae
Product: Mpv17/PMP22 family protein
Exons: 5
Coding region: 1-522 (173 amino acids)
Cellular component (GO): cytoplasm; mitochondrion; membrane
Source: RefSeq, a predicted model, not a curated record